Trichoderma aggressivum f. europaeum is the source of this 918-nucleotide messenger RNA. RefSeq lists its product as uncharacterized. Bases 1 to 918 code for a protein of 305 amino acids. The transcript has 2 exons. NCBI's taxonomy places the organism in Eukaryota, Fungi, Ascomycota, Sordariomycetes, Hypocreales, Hypocreaceae. The record is from RefSeq and is a predicted model, not a curated record.
AUGCAUUUCACUACGCCCCCUAAGUCUGAGCCUGUUGAAUUCACAACGCUGGAUGGACUGACUCUCCGUGGUCAGCUAUAUGCCGCAUCCUCGCGAGGUCCUGCGGUUAUUAUGACUCCAGGCUGGAAUUGUGUCAAGGAAAUGUUGCUGCCAGAGGUGGCCGAGAGAUUCCAAGCUGCCGGCUUCACAGCCCUUACUUAUGAUCCACGCAAUCUCGGCGAGAGUGACGGGAUGCCACGUAAUGAGAUUGACCCUGCGAAGCAAGUCGAAGACUACUCAGAUGCCCUCACAUAUCUUUCAAGGCAUCCAAUGGUUGAUCCAUCCAAAAUUGCAUUUUGGGGCAUGUCAUUUUCUGGAUCUAUCGCUGCUUGUGCUGCGGCACUGGAUAAGCGAGCCAAGGUCCUCAUCUCUAUAUGCCCCAUGACUGUUUUCUUCACCGACGAGAAGCGACAGAAGAUCCUUAGCAAGGCAAUUAUGGAUCGUGUCUCUCAGUUGAAGGGCAACCGCCCCUUCAUGCUGGUGCCCUUCACCAAAACUGGCGAAAACCCAGGUGGUCUUGCCCAAGGAGGAGGGAGAGAGGCUUAUGAAUUUAUGAGCACUGUCAAGGAUCACGGCGCUCCCAACUAUGAAAACCACACAACUAUUCAAUCUUACUACCGAAUGAUGAUGUGGCAGCCAUGGCCGCUCUUUGAGCAUGUUGAUCCCACUCCCGCCAUGGUCCUGAUCCCUGAUGGGGACCAGAUUGCAAAGCCGGAAGAUCAACGGCGCAUGUUCGAUGCUCUCUCUGGGCCAAAGAAGCUUGUUUUUGCUCGAGGGAAGGGCCAUUUGAAUGUUCUGAGCGGAGAAGACGCAGAGAUGCUCAUUCAAGAGCAGGUAGAGUUUAUGAGGGACGCGUUUGAGGGAAAGCCGAUUUCAUAA